AUGACCGUAAAUCACCUCAAUCACUGUUUGCAAAUUCCUCCUGGACAUCCUGGACAAUCAAUCCAAACAGAUGAUUCUGAAGCAGAGAACACUGAUCUUCCGUACGAAGCUUCCAACAUAAGCAUGAAGCAUAGCAUGGCUUUCCCAGUUGAAAGACGAGUUACUCAGGUGUAUAAUCGGACGCAUUGCCCUUCGUCAUCCAUCGAACAGUCUAUAGCUUCCAAAUUCAUCCACCUUUGUAGCAGAAAAAACAUUUCCAUUCCUCCAACAAUAGCAACCGUACAUACUCAUUUGCUAAAAGCCCCCAACAAGCACAUGCCCAGUAAAUCGCUUUAG
This is a messenger RNA of Schizosaccharomyces osmophilus, 336 nucleotides long. RefSeq lists its product as uncharacterized. The transcript has a single exon. Bases 1 to 336 code for a protein of 111 amino acids. NCBI's taxonomy places the organism in Eukaryota, Fungi, Ascomycota, Schizosaccharomycetes, Schizosaccharomycetales, Schizosaccharomycetaceae. The record is from RefSeq and is a predicted model, not a curated record.